This is a messenger RNA of Puccinia graminis f. sp. tritici CRL 75-36-700-3, 1140 nucleotides long. RefSeq lists its product as uncharacterized. The coding region runs from base 1 to 1140 and encodes 379 amino acids. The transcript has 2 exons. NCBI's taxonomy places the organism in Eukaryota, Fungi, Basidiomycota, Pucciniomycetes, Pucciniales, Pucciniaceae. The record is from RefSeq and is a predicted model, not a curated record.
AUGAAAACUAUCACUAAACCUCACCUCAGCAGUGACACCCCUCUCAACAGUACCCGAAAAGUCAACAGUUUAUAUUCCGUAGUCCUACCAAAGUCAACCUCUCCUUUAUGUCGAUCCAUUUCCUCCUUCACCCGCACGCUGCUCGAGCUGAACAUCAAAUCCUCUGAAGCAUGGAGGGUUUUUCCACCUGAACAAGAUUUCCAGGCUGCAUCAAGCCUUCCCCACUCCAUUUUAAUCCGUCCUAUCAGCAAAAUUCCAGAAAGUGCCGUGAACCUCAAAAGCGAGAAGAUCCCCAUAUUGUUCCGAGUACUCUACCUCGAAGAUCUUACUGCGUCCGGUUUUCCUGGUGCCACCUUUGCCUGGCAACAUCCCUGGGAAUCAGGGUGGAACCAGUUGAUAGCUCACUUUAUUCUCAAACACUGGCGACACGCCCACCAGCAUGGGGUUUUCAAGCUAUUCUACAUUGAUCCUGUAGAAGCUUCAAAUCAAGAACUCCAUAUGGGAACUUUGCAUCGAUGGUUUCUUGGUCGCGCGGAAGGUCUUAGGUUGGGCAGGUUCUCAGGAAUUCGCGUCAAUAACAAAAAAAAAUCCGAGUUCAAAUCCAAGUUGAGAAGCCAGCUUCAGAAACACCGCCAACAAACACUCUCCACCCUAGACAUAUCCGAGGAGAACAAACUGCUGUUUGGUCCAAUAAAAUGCUCAUCUGAAACCGAAAAGCAACCAGACAAGUCACUUGUCAAAGUUCCCCUCUGGUGGAGGUCCUCCGAAUUCAACCUUCUCGCUGAAAAACUUGACAAAAUUCAUAUACACAAGAAGACAAACACCAAAGGCCCCAAAUAUGUACAAAGUUAUACGAUUGAGAAUCGCCAAUCAAGCCACACGACCCCCGCUCCUCCCACCUUCUCUGAUGUUCCAACAAAUCUUCCAAGAAACUGCUAUUCACCGGAAUACAUAAAUACACUAUCUGAUACACAAAAACGACUGCUCAACCCUAAACCUUCCAUCAACUUUGCUACACUCUUCAGUGAAAUCGAUAGAUUUGGUGAGAUCAUCUCUCUGUAUUUCACCCACUCAAGUUACUCAUCAAUAACUGAGCAGACUUGUACUCUUCAUCACCCCCCGAAGGAACACUCAGCCUAG